GGAUUCUUUUUUUUUUUUUUUUUUCCCCCAAUUGAUUUUUUCUUUAUUUUUUAUUUUUUUCUUCCUUCCUGUUGACGGGACUGACUCCCAAAAGAGAGGAACAAAAAAACAACAACAAAAACAACAACUGAAGAGAAUCUGAACAUUAAAAACAGGACAGAACAACACGCAGCGAACAUGUUCGAAAUAAGCCGAACACUCAACGCCGCUUUGUUGAGCAAUGAGCAUCUCAAGAUGAUGGCGAGGUACGGGCAGCUCUCGGGACUAGCAGCCAGUGGCGUGGGCUCCGUCCCCGAGACGCACUCGCCGCUAUUUCCCAGGGAUCUCCUGUCAUCGCCCGCCCAGAUGGGCUACAGGUCGCCCCUGGGGUCGACAGAGACACAGUGGCGUCAGGCAGAGCUCCCACAGCUCCAGGGCUGGGCAGAGAAGGGAUUGCUGACACAGCCAAAGAUGAUCAUCAGUAACAUGGAGGCUCCAGUGACAAACGGCCCCAGCGGAGGAGGCACCACAGCCAACGGGCCGACCACCAACAGCCGUGGCUGCCCCUCGCCCAUGCAGACCGGCCCGACAAACGACGACAGCAAGACAAACCUCAUCGUCAACUACCUGCCCCAGAACAUGACCCAGGAGGAGUUCCGCAGCCUGUUCGGUAGCAUCGGCGAGAUCGAGUCCUGCAAGCUGGUCCGCGAUAAGAUCACAGGACAGAGUCUGGGCUACGGCUUCGUCAACUACAUCGAUCCAAAGGAUGCAGAGAAAGCCAUCAACACGUUAAAUGGACUCAGACUUCAGACCAAAACAAUCAAGGUGUCAUAUGCACGACCCAGCUCGGCCUCCAUCCGUGAUGCCAACCUGUACGUGAGCGGCCUGCCCAAGACCAUGACCCAGAAGGAGCUGGAGCAGCUCUUCUCCCAGUACGGACGCAUCAUCACCUCCCGCAUCCUCGUCGACCAGGUCACAGGUGGCUCCCGAGGCGUCGGCUUCAUCCGCUUUGAUAAGAGGAUAGAGGCCGAGGAGGCCAUCAAGGGCCUGAAUGGCCAGAAGCCAUCAGGUGCCGCCGAGCCCAUCACGGUCAAGUUUGCCAACAACCCCAGUCAGAAGACCAGCCAAGCCCUUCUGUCGCAACUCUACCAGUCCCCCAACCGCCGAUACCCCGGCCCCCUCCACCACCAGGCCCAGAGGUUUAGGCUGGACAAUUUGCUUAAUAUGGCCUAUGGCGUAAAGAGGUUUUCCCCCAUCACCAUCGACAGCAUGACCAGCCUGGUGGGCAUGAACAUCCCCGGGCACACGGGCACCGGGUGGUGCAUCUUUGUGUACAACCUGUCCCCGGAUUCGGAUGAGAGCGUGCUCUGGCAGCUGUUCGGGCCGUUCGGCGCCGUCAACAACGUCAAGGUGAUCCGUGACUUCAACACCAACAAGUGCAAAGGCUUCGGCUUCGUCACCAUGACGAAUUACGACGAGGCGGCCAUGGCCAUCGCCAGCCUCAACGGCUACCGGUUGGGCGACCGCGUCUUGCAAGUCUCCUUCAAGACUAACAAGACACACAAGUCCUGA
Messenger RNA from Stegastes partitus (bicolor damselfish), 1551 nucleotides. It is a transcript of the gene elavl4, whose product is annotated as ELAV like neuron-specific RNA binding protein 4. The record is from RefSeq and is a predicted model, not a curated record. NCBI's taxonomy places the organism in Eukaryota, Metazoa, Chordata, Actinopteri, Pomacentridae. Bases 178 to 1551 code for a protein of 457 amino acids. Gene Ontology annotation, molecular function: RNA binding. Gene Ontology annotation, cellular component: ribonucleoprotein complex. The transcript is spliced from 9 exons.